AUGUCCGCCGCUGGCACCACCACCACCGCCGCUCAGCAAGAGCCGGGGCGAGAACGGCGAGAGAGAGCGCUGCGGCUGCCGCAACAGCGACCGAGCGGCGACGGCGGCGGCGAUAGCUCCACCGGCCCCGAAGGCAACGACAACGACGACUACGACGACGAUUGCCGCGAUGGUGGCCGAAGUGACGAGAGCACCCAGUUCGGCGGCGCCAGCGCGGAGUGGAGCGAUACGGCCAGCGACGCCAGCGACGCCAGCGUUUGCGGAGGAGACGGUGGGGGUGGGGGUGGGGGUGGGGGUGGGGGCGACGCGAUUUCGUCUUCUCCCGACGCCAACGGGAGCAGCAGCAGCUGCUGCCGCUCGGGGCGAUCGAGCAGAACCGGGGAUGUUGCAAGACGGAGAAGAAAACCAAAGGCGAUAGCAGCAACGCAUACCGACCCCGGGUACAACGACAACGCCGCUGCAGCUGCGCGAAUGCGGGAAAGGCGACGACGGAGGCGGGGGGUAGGAGAGGAAGGGGCAGCAGAGGGAGGAAGCCGCUCGAACGAAGGGGACGGGUCGGACGCCGGAUACGCGCAAGACGUCGACUCGACGACGUCGCCGUCGGACAGCGACAACGACAGCGACAACGACGGCAGCGGCAGCAGCAGCAGCGAUGGCGACGCCGACGCCGACGCCGACGACCCGCUGGAGCCGAUCCCGGGAGAGGUCAAGCUCGUCCCCAGCAUGUUCCCCGACCGGUCACCGACGGUUUUCUUCGAGUACCCCAAGGAGCUCGGCAUGGCCCGCUUCAACAACGUCUACUUCUCGGAGCCGCUGGGGUCGAGGCGGCUGCUGUUCAAGUGCCACUGGGAGCGGAACAGCGUCAAGAACGCCUUCUUCCGCGCGGGGUUCUCGCGUACCAGGAGCACCAUGUCGUGGACCGCCUCCUGGGGCAAGCACCCAACGCGGGAAGGGUUCAGGAACCUGAACCGUUUCCAGAAAAUCAAUCACUUCCCGGGGUCCUGGUGCAUCGGCCGAAAGGACAGGCUGAUGCGCACCCUGGCGAGGCACAAGCGGGAGAUGAACGGCGCGGCGGCGGCAGCGGCGGUGGCAGCGGCGGCAACAGCGCCAGCGUCUGGGGGUGUUCAAAAAGGUGGUGGCAGCGUGGGCGGGGGCGGGGGAGGGGGGGGUUCCCGGUCGGGGGGGGGGGGUGCGGCGGAGGGGCCGGCUGCCGGAAGCUUGGUGGAUAUCACCCCAGACGGUUUCGUGCUGCCGGGGGAUAGACGAGCGUGGCUCAAGGCGGUGGAGGCGGAGCCGCGGGCGAUCUGGAUCGUCAAGCCCCCGGCCAGCAGCUGCGGGCGAGGGAUCCGCGUGAUCAACAAGGGCGGCGUGGGCGGCGUCAGCAAGUCCAAGAAAGGCCUCGUACAGGAGGGGCUGGUUCGGUUCUCGACGAAGCGUUACAGCCUCAGAAACCUCCGCUCGCGCUUCACCCACCUCACCAACUACUCCAUCAACAAGAAGUCCGGGUCUUUCCAGGGGCCGGACAAUUCUGACGGCCAAGAAGCGAAGGAGUCCACUACGGCGAGCAAGUGGGCCCUGACGUUCUUCUGGAAGUACCUCGAGAAGGCUCUGGGCAAGAGGAAGUCCGACGAGGUUCAGCGGUCGAUAGAGGACGUGGUGCUGCGAACGAUGGUUGCCGCCGACGGUGACAUGACGACCCACUCGCACCAGUUUACUCGGCAUCGGGGGUGCUGCUAUGAGCUCUUCGGCUUCGACGUUCUCCUCGAUGAGGUGCUCAAGCCGUGGCUGCUCGAGGUCAACAUCUCCCCAAGCCUGUUUGGGUCCAGCGCGCUCGACCGGCGAAUCAAGGGCACGCUGAUGGCCGACAUCUUCCACCUCGUCGGCUUCCGUCCGUUCGACCGCAUGGCCCUGAGGAGAGAGGAGCGGAGGGAGGCCAAGCACAUUCCGGGGACGAGGCGAGCCGUCCGGGCCGUGGCGGGCAGGCCUCAGGAUGCUUGGAGGCGGUGCCAGACCCCGGCCAGCAUCAACCUCGGAGAGCUGGGGGAGGAGGAGUGGGAAGUCAUUCGUGACACCGAGGACGAGCAGCACCGGGCCGGCCACUUCCGCGUCCUCUACCCCACGGCAGAGAACGUGACCCGCCUGUGGCCCAUAUUCCGGAGCCCCCGCUUCCUAAACGGCGUGCUCGCCCGCUGGGUCUUGACCGGAGGCCUCACGAACCCCACGAACCGCCAGGACAUCGGACUGAUCGCUGAGCGCCUGGCCACCCUAGCCAAGUCUCAAGGAGGGAAAGGCUUGAGUAGUACCGGCAGCGGCGUGAUCGCCGGCGGCGGCAGCAAGGGCCCCAAGGGGAAGGGCCGCGGCCUGUGGGAAGAGACCAAUUCCAACGCGACAACGGUCGUGGCUACGAGGGGCGGCGGCGUCGCGAGGCUAGGCGAUGAGCUCCCGGGGUCGUCGCCUUGGUCGGGGUCGGGCGGCGAGCGGCCGGCAUCGUCGGCGACCUCGCGAGCGUCUCGGCCUUCCGCGGCCCGGCGUCCGCCAUGUAGAGCCUCCGCAGCGGCGGUGCCGUCGACAGCGGCGACAGCGAAGGUGGCGGCGGCGGCGGCGGCGGCGGCGGGGGGGACGCAGCAGCAGAUGCACCGGCAGCAGCAUGGCAGUAGUCAACAUCUCUCGUCCGAGGGACGAGGUGGUGGGGGCCGCGUCGACGGCAGAAGGGCCGACAAGGUGGCGGCAGCCCCCGGCGGCGGCCGCGGCGCGGUGGCGGGUCACAACGUUGUCGGUGGCGCGGAAAGACCGUCUCGAGUGGUGCCGCGGCUGCAGCUGCGCCGCGCCGAGAGCAGGCUCGCCCUCGCGCCUUCCUUGCUCACCCUGCGCACGCCCGUCGUGCUGUCGUCGUCGUCGCGAAGGGGUGGGGGAGCCGCCGCCCUGAGCGGUAGCGGCAGCCGGGAAGGGGGAUCGGACGCCGCCCCGAGAAGAAGGAGGGCUUCCUCGGCGUCAAGCUCCCGGCCGCCGUCCACCCACCGGCUGGAUGGAAGUGGCACCAAGGAGGUGGCGACGGCGGUGGCUGGGAACGGGGAUGAUCCGUUCGCGACAGGCCUAGUGUCGUUCCGUUACGCGGGUGCCACGUCGUCGACGGACGGUCCUGCGUCGUUUCGAUCCUUCUCGGGAGCGUCUCUCCGGUGUCGCGCUGUCUCGCUCGCCGAUUCGCGCCAGCAGGGUGCGAGCGGCAGGAUCGUCGAUAGCAUGGCGAGCGUUACCAACGGCGGCGCGCCGCCCUCGGACGCGGAGCCGGCGAGAGGCGGAGGGGCUCGCGAGAGCACGAACGCGGGGGCGUUGACGACGAGGGAAGAGCUUUUUCCCGGCGCGGCUGCGGCGAGCGGGCGUGGUCUCAGUGUCGCAGAUUGCGUCCGGCCUUGA
Messenger RNA from Ectocarpus siliculosus, 3414 nucleotides. The record is from the annotation of a GenBank genome assembly. NCBI's taxonomy places the organism in Eukaryota, Phaeophyceae, Ectocarpales, Ectocarpaceae.